This is a messenger RNA of Linum tenue, 1044 nucleotides long. The record is from the annotation of a GenBank genome assembly. NCBI's taxonomy places the organism in Eukaryota, Viridiplantae, Streptophyta, Magnoliopsida, Malpighiales, Linaceae.
GCUGAAACAAUAGCAGGGUCCAGGAACUCUUAAACCAGCCACUGCUGCAAUUUAUCACUUCCCACCCCAGCUAGGAAAUGUCGGUUCUGCCUGUAAGAACAUGGAAAUUUCACAAAUCCCAUAAGCUAAGAAGCUCAGUGUACGUGGCUGAUGAAACAUUGCAGGUUACAUUCCUCAGUAGUCAUGCAGUAGCGGCUGUAUUGCUUCAUACAAGUCCUUGGCGUGACCUUCUACAUUUGAAGUGGAAAAAACUUACCCAAAGGACGAGGCAGCAGUUAUGCUGCCAAUAUCUACAGACAUCCACAUUGUAAUUAAACCCAGUGGCCUGUUCGGCUUUUUUUCUGUUAUGAAAUCCAUGUAAGCCGCCUACUCUGGUUUUUAAGAAAGCAAUCCUGCCAUCACAGACUGCUCUAGGUAUCCUCUAUUAACUGAUUGGUAGCAUCUCAUUCGACCAAGUGCUCUUCAGUUUGCUUUCACUUUUGCAUUAUCAUUCGUGCUUUACUUAAAUGUGUCUCUCCUACAUAUCAUUCUACCAUUCGUGCUUCAAUACAACAAUUUGGAGUUGGAACCCAUUGCUUGGGUGUCGGUUCUAUCACCAAAUAUGCAGCAGAAGCAACAAAUAUUAUUUUACUUGAGAUAUCUGAUUCAUUCUCCUCUCUUUUGUUUAUUUAUGUUUGCUUUCAUUGUCGGCCAGGUUAUUGAGAAAUAAAUCUAAAAUUGGGACCUUGCUGGUUGUGAUUAGUUCUCUCCAUACUGAACUAUGUUUGGUUCAUUUAUCUUAAAGAACUGUAAUUUUUCAGGUAAAAGAUUUAUGGCAUUUGUGACCUACAUCAAGAACUUCCCAUCAUAAGCUUUGGAGAAAGGGUGAUAUUGAUUCAACAAUAGAAAAUAUUUGCCAUCGAAGUAGCCCCAACCAGGGUUAUGCAAUCUUGAUUUGAUUGUUCUGUUUUCAGGUGAAGUGCACCACUGGAGCUCAGAGUUCUCAUUGUGUUAUGAACACAGCUGAUGCACUUUGUGAUCUCCUACCAGUACCAUUUGCUAUCA